AUGGCGUAGUGACGUCAUUUCCGUUUGAGACGAAAACUUAACGUAAUUCGCUAACACGUUUUCGCCUAUAAUACCAUUCCUUUAGGCUUGGCGCCUUCGUCAAAUGCAGUGAGCGUCGGUGUACGUAAAAUGGCGGACGGUGACAUUGAUUUGUACGCCGACGAUCUCGAGCAAGAUUUCGCGCAGGAUGAGUUUGCUGGUGAUGGUGUUGAUUUAUAUGAUGACGUGAUAGCAGCUCCUGCUGGUGGUAAUGGCGGUGUUUCUGCAGGAAAUAGUGGAGAUGGUGGAGGUGAUACUACUUCACCUAAUGAAGAAACAAAUGGUAGUGCACCUUACCAUCAACUUGGAAAUAACAUCCAGCCAAAUCAAAUUGGAAGACGUCAUCAAUUAUACGUUGGAAAUUUGACUUGGUGGACAAGUGACCAAGAUAUAACUGAUGCAGUACAAAGUAUUGGUGUAUCAGAUUUUGUUGAAGUAAAAUUCUUUGAAAAUCGAGCCAAUGGACAAUCUAAGGGUUUCUGUGUAAUAUCUUUGGGUUCAGAACAAAGCAUGAGAAUAUGUAUGGAAAGAUUACCUAAAAAAGAAUUACAUGGACAGAAUCCAGUAGUAACAUUUCCCACUAAACAAGCAUUAAAUCAAUUUGAGUCUCAGUGUAAGACACGUCCAGCUCCGGCUCCUCAACAAAGUCAGAGUCAACGCCCCCAUAAUCCACAUCAACAUCAGCCACCAAUGCCACCUCAUCAGCAGCAUCCACAACAUCCUCAACAUCCUCAACAUUCGCAACAAAAUCAUGGUCCUAGAAUGAUGAUGGGUCCUCCACAGGGUGUGAGACCACAAAGAAUGCCACCUCCAGGCAUGGGUCCACCAGGUCCAGGUGGACCUGGUCAACAAGGUCCACCUCGUAUGCAUGGUCCACCAAUGGGUCCAGGACCUGGACCACAUCAUCCUUUACCUGGACAUCCUAAUCAAGGUCCACCACCUCCUGGUUAUCAGCAAGGACCAUGGAAUGGACCAAGACCUAAUGGUCCACCUGGACCACCAAGAGGUCCAAAUGGACCUGGCGGUCCACCUCAGCAAGGACCUCCAGGACCAGGUCCUGGUCAACAUCGACCUCCUGGAAUGAUUGAAAUAGAAUCUUCGUUUGUCUCCAUUCGACAAUUUCAUGGUGGUCCACCUGGUCCGCCUGGUCAAGGACCUCCACGUGGUCCACCUGGACAUCCUGGUGGACCUCCAGGUGAUCCAAGAGGUGCUAAACCACGUCCCGAAUGGAAUAGACCACCAGGAAUGCAUCAUGGGCCUCAGGGACCACCAGGUUUCCCUCAACAUCAACAUAUGCAAGGCCCUCAACCUGGUCAAGGCCCACCACAGAGAGGACCUCCUCCAGGUUCUAUGGGUGGAAUGUUACCAGGUCCAGGAGGACCACCACCUGGUCAUGGAGGUCCACCUCAAGGACCACCACAAGGACCUCCAGGAGGACCUGCACCACAUGUGAAUCCAGCAUUUUUCCCACAAGGACCACCUCAUCAACAUCCAGGGCAACAUCCACCAGGCCCUCCUGGUCCACCUCAUGGUCCACCUCAUGGUCCGCCACAUGGUCCACCUCAUGGUCCACCACAUGGUCCACCUCAUGGUCAACCACAUGGUCCACCCCAUGUGCCUCCUCAUGGUUAUGGACCACCUGCAGCACAGCCACCUUAUGGCGCACCAGGACCUGAUCAUCGUCCAGAAGGUCCUCCUCCUCUCACAGAACAAGAAUUUGAAGAAAUUAUGGGUAGAAAUAGAACUGUUUCUUCUUCUGCAAUUGCUCGAGCAGUAUCUGAUGCUGCAGCAGGAGAAUAUGCAAGCGCUAUAGAGACCUUAGUUACAGCUAUCUUAAUAAAACAAUCCAAAGUUGCUGCAGAUGAUAGAUGUAAAAUAUUGAUAAGUUCUCUUCAAGAUACUUUACGUGGUGUCGAGACCAAGAGUUAUGGAUCCGCACGUAGGGAACGAUCACGUUCACGUGAUAGAGAACGCAGUCACAGAAGAAGACGUGAGAGAUCAAGGAGCCGUGACAGAGAAUACAGAGAAAGAAGCAGGGAUAGAGAUAGAGAACGUGAUAGAGAACGUGAUCGUGAAAGAGAAAGAGAUCGUGAUCGUGACAGAGAACGUUAUUACAGUGAACCAUAUCCACGGGAGAGAUCACGAAGCAGAGAGAGAGAUCGUGAACGUGAAAGAGAUCGCGAAUAUAGAGAACGAAGCAGAGAAGAAAGUACGACACGUCAGUCAGCCAGGCCAAGAGUAAAAGAAGAACCGCCAGAGACGGCUCCCGUCUCGUCUUCCAAGGCGUCUAGGUAUUAUGACGAUCGCUACAGAGAGCGUGAACGAGACAGAGAUCGAGAACGAGAAUCGAGCCGGAGACCAUCAGAGAGAGAACGAGAACCGGAACGUGAACGAGAACGAGAACGAGAAAGAGAUCGUCGCGACGAACGUGGAGAUUCUUCGCAUCGUUCGAGGCAUUAAAAGUGAUUGCACGCUAAAGAAAAAGGAAUUUUCUUAAAAAUCAAAUAUAAUAGAGGAUACAGU
Apis florea (little honeybee) is the source of this 2562-nucleotide messenger RNA. It is a transcript of the gene Cpsf6, whose product is annotated as cleavage and polyadenylation specificity factor subunit 6. The record is from RefSeq and is a predicted model, not a curated record. Gene Ontology annotation, molecular function: RNA binding. Lineage: Eukaryota; Metazoa; Arthropoda; Insecta; Hymenoptera; Apidae.